AUCGAGAGGCUGCUCCCAUUGACAGCGAACACCAGUGACACUUCUCGCAGUACCUCGCUUCUUACAAUCUCAGAGUUGCACGAUGCCCCGUGCUACAGCACCUCGUGCGAAGAUACACAUCAAGCGGACUCCGCCAGUUCUGUUAACACACCGGGUUCGUCCUAGAGACGGCGACGGACCACGACUAUGGAACGCAAAGCGACGCAUCAAGACCAGCAAAGGUCUAACCUUCUUCCGAGCACACGCCUUGGUCAGUAAGGAAAAGCUUCAAGAGUGGAAGAAGUCUUCGUGGAACAACCUCAAUGCCGAGGAGCAAAGAGCAUUCGCUCCUGUCUUUCGCGACGACGGGCUCAAUAUGGAAUGGUGGAAGCUGGACAGGAAGAAUCUUGAGAGGUUCAUGGAUACCCACCCGAGCCUGCGCGAGGUAUCAAGUGAUGUCAAGUCUUUCAUCGCUGCUGGCUCGAUAAAUUUCGAGAAAUCGACAAUUCUGCGAAUAUUGAUGGACCCUGCUCGAUACUUUGCUCUUCCACACAACGUCCCUCUCAGCAUGCGCCGGCAGGUUUACUUCCCGGAUCCCAAAGACACAGUGGUCCUGAUGCGUACACCACAUCUGGGUCCUCGCUACGCCGCCUUCGACGUCCCCCUCCAUUUCAACAAAAUCGAUCUCAGAGCUUACCUGAAAGAUGUCUAUGGCGUCGAUGUCCUCCAUAUCCGCAGCGUGGUGAUUCAACAAAAAGUAGAGAGAAAAGACGGCAGAGAUAAAUACUCCCAGGGCAAACUAUUUCGUCCGCCCAGCAAAAAGAAAAUGACAUGUCUCCUGGCGAAACCAUUUGUCUAUCCCGCCGAACCAGAGGACCUAGAACCCUGGGAGCACGAACGAUACUGGGAAUCCAUGAAAGCCAUCGUAGAGAAGAACCGAGAAGAAUCCGAAUGGGGCAUGAUGAACCCAGAUCUGAAGCACAGGAAGGCCAUGGCCCUGCAAGCUCAACAAUUACUGCAGGGGAAGAUGAAAUGGACGCCGACAUGGCAGAAUUUUGCGGACGAUUGGCGGGCUAUGCGAGGAUUGGGUUCGCACGCCAAUUCGCGGCCGUCACAACCGACGAGUUCACCUUCAUGACAUUAUCAUAGCAUUUGCUGUGGAGAAAGGAUGGGACUCGAAGAUUUGUACAUUAACACGACACAUUCUGCGUUGCAUAGCUACCAGGAUUAGCGAGGGUUGCGAGGUCCAACCUUGUAGGAUUGGCAGGCUACAUCAAACAAACGCACUCAUUCAAACCCAAGGGUGUCACCACGGAGCCCAGCGAGAAGUGAACAUGAGAUGAUACAGCAUACAGUAGAUCUGAUUAAGACCGAAAGAAGCUAUAGGAAAGAGAGGUUGACGCAUGCUAAACGAUCCGGAGCCUAACGGAGAACCACUCCACGCGUUAAUUAACCACGCACAUCGAAUAGCUUACAAUCUGCUCUCGAUCUCAGCGAAAUGUCGAUCCGAGGCCCAAUGAGAAUCGGGCCAGAUAUGGCGAAGAGCUUCAUAGACAUGCCUACAGACAGAUUGUUAGCGAUACUCUACUCCGCUUCCACGAAGAGGCAGGACAAGUACGAAUCGACAGAAGACAGCGCAGGAC
This is a messenger RNA of Cladophialophora immunda, 1622 nucleotides long. RefSeq lists its product as uncharacterized. The coding region runs from base 83 to 1117 and encodes 344 amino acids. Gene Ontology annotation, molecular function: structural constituent of ribosome. Gene Ontology annotation, biological process: mitochondrial translation. The record is from RefSeq and is a predicted model, not a curated record. The transcript is spliced from 3 exons. Lineage: Eukaryota; Fungi; Ascomycota; Eurotiomycetes; Chaetothyriales; Herpotrichiellaceae. Gene Ontology annotation, cellular component: mitochondrial large ribosomal subunit; ribosome.